Molecule: messenger RNA, 1437 nt
Organism: Dioscorea cayenensis subsp. rotundata (Guinea yam)
Lineage: Eukaryota; Viridiplantae; Streptophyta; Magnoliopsida; Dioscoreales; Dioscoreaceae
Exons: 7
Coding region: 218-1162 (314 amino acids)
Source: RefSeq, a predicted model, not a curated record
UCUAGAGCACUCCCUUAUCACCGCCUCACCAACGUUUCUCUUUUUGUAUCUUCCCUUCUCUCUAAAAAAGAACUAUAAAAUCCCUAAACUCACUACCCCUCAAUUUGUUCCUUUCGAUUUUGUAGUCGGCGACGAAGAUCACGUUUCGCUGAUCGGAACCCGUCACUAAUUUGAUCCGAUCUGAGUGUUGCAGAUUUUUUUAAUCAAAAAGGCAAGGAUGCAGAGGGGUAGAGGUGGCAGGGAUGAUUUCUUUGGAUUUGGAGAUCCAUUUGCUGGUUUUGGUGGCUUUGGCAGGCCUGGGAGUCUGAUGCCCAGCUUCUUUGGAGGAAGAGAUCCGUUUGAUGACCCUUUCUUCACUCAUCCAUUUGGGAGUAUGAUGCGUCCAAGCAUGUUUGGGCCCAGCUUGUUUGGGGAGAGAGCCUUCUUAGAUAUGAAUCAUGGUGGCUUUAUAGAACAGCAAGCUCCACAGUCCAGCAAAUCUAAGGGCCCGAUAAUUAGGGAGCUUUCUGAUGAUGAGAAUAAUGUUGAAGAAGAGAGCCCUGAGGUUGAUAAGGACAAGAAAAAUCCUCGAAAACACUCUAGGUUGAGCAAAGAGCCUUUUGUUCAAGAUCCUGAUGAUGGAGAAGCUGAAGAGAAAAAGAUGAAGCACACAGAUUAUAGGAUUGGUGCAAGUAGAAUGCAGCCACAGGCCCACACAUAUAGUUUUUCAAGUUCUUCUGUGACUUAUGGUGGCCCCAAUGGAGCAUACUAUACUGCAUCUACAACCAGGAGGACUGGUGCUGACGGAGUAACUGUUGAAGAGAGUAAAGAAGCUGAUGCUACCACAGGCAAGGCUAGGCACAGGCUCGCUAGAGGACUUCAUGAUAAGGGUCACGCUGUUACAAGGAAACUUAGUUCUGAUGGGAGGGUGGAGACAGUGCAAAUGUUGCAUAACUUGAAUCAAGACGAACUGCCUGGUUUUAAUGAAGCAUGGAAGGGGAGUGCUAGAGAGCAUCUGCCUGGUUGGAACCAGGGUUUUGAUAUGAUUCACAAUGGUGAUAUUGGUGGCGGCAGCAGACGGAAUGAACAUGCAGCGGGGGGUUGGGCGCUCCCGGGGACAGAACAACCAUCAACUAACUCCGUCAGGGCCAGGCCAAAGUUCCGUCCAAGUGACACAGCUUGAUGCUGUAUAAUCCCCCUAGGUUUCUUUGUCAUUUUGCUGUCACAAAAGUCUUAGUGAGAGUUUAAGAGUGUGCUCUUGAUCUAUAUAUCUGUUUGUUGAUCAAAUAUUAUAGGUUCCUGGGGUAGAUAUAUUUCAAAAACCCUAUAUUUUUUCUUGUUUGUUAUCUACGAUCAUUCCAUCCAAAUGAUAUUAUUAUGGACAUGUAAAUGAUCUGUUUCACUUUUUAAUAGUAUGUAUUUGGGAGUUUAUUAUAAUUACUAUUAGUAUUAUGUACA